Molecule: messenger RNA, 2109 nt
Organism: Styela clava
Lineage: Eukaryota; Metazoa; Chordata; Ascidiacea; Stolidobranchia; Styelidae
Source: RefSeq, a predicted model, not a curated record
AAUUGACCCUUUUUCUAGUUAAUCUGUAGUCAGUAAAAGUUCAAAUUUCUUUGCAAAAUGCUGAAUACUACCAACACUUCAACAACAAAGAUUUUGGAGGCAAGCUUCGGAACCUUGUACGACGGACAUACACUAUGGGUCGGAUGCCAAAUCACACUGACGAUGAUAACUUCUAUUUUGCUCUAUAUUUGUGUGUGUAUAAGUCGGUUCGCUUGGCUGGCUUAUAAAGCUACGAAGAGGCGAAUCCGAUCCCCACAAGACUUAUUAAAUGAAGAAAAUGAGUGCGGGUCUUCUCAAAAGCACAAAAAAAGCCUACGAAAGCGUGCAAAGUUUACGGAAAGCUGCAGGAGUAAAUAUAAACGAAUAAUGGUAUUGAUAUGCCUACUUGCCGCAAUAUUCAGCCUAAUUAAAUGUGUAGCAGACCAACUAAAGUUUUUCUACGCCUGGAAUGCAAGGUCAGACUGGAUAUGCGAAUUUGUGUAUGAUAUAACUGACAAUAUUUUAUUUUUGUGCGCGUUCAUCGCCGUUUAUGGAUUUCUAUGGCUGAAGCAAUGGAUAUUCUACAGAGACCCUGCAGUUGUAGGAAUAUUGUACAACCGCAGUCUAGUGAUAUUCAGCCGCGUGUUUGUAGUAUUCGUCGUUGUAGCUGGGUUUGCAAAUAUGCUGGCGAACUUGAUUCCGGCUAGAUAUAAAGCUGGAAAUAGCACCGCAACAGUUAAUGACCAUCUUGCAUUGGCUAAUGAUAAGUCAUACUUUGGAUGUGUUUCAACCUAUGAUAUGGACAAUCGCCAUGACAGCUGGCCGUUAAUUUGGUACGCAGCUCUCGCAGCGUCAAUUCAAAUAACCCUGCUAGCUUUGUUUAUAUAUCCGUUAUUAAAACAAAGAAUCGAUCUCUGGAAAUGGAAUAAACAACGAAAAAAUAGCAUUCGAACACGACAAUCUGUAAUUUCUAAGAGUAAUAACGAAGUUUCAAACAGGAACAGUGAAAAAAACAAAUCUUCGUUCAUUAUAAAUAAGAUGGAACCUAAAGGAAGCACUGCGACCGAGGACGUGUCGGCGGAUCAUAAAGGCAACAAUUGCAUUAACGAAAUUGGCCGAGAUCAAAUGACUAACGUUAUAGAAAAGCCCACAAUGUCAGAAGAUGCCAAACGAACCAUAACACGUGCUGUAACAUGGACUGCAAUCUGCGUUGCAACUGACUUCAUCCUAUUCCUAUUAUUUGCUAAUAUGGGUCCAGGAACACCACUCAUUUUAAUAUCCACAGCUCAGGAUAUUGAUCUAUUUCUGAACAUAAUAUGUCUUGUCGCAACAUACGGUACCUGGCAGCAGAUACUCUUCCCGCUGUGCGUAAAAGAUGACGUCAUGGCUGACAAACCCAUGACGUCAUUACGAAAGAGCAAUCAUAGAUCCACAAGCACAGAAACAGGUGUUGAAGAUCGCCAAUAACUGAAACUUGCGGAAAAUAUCACAAGAUCAGAAGAAUUGGUUGAACGUAAAAAUUCCUAUUUCCCAACGACUCUGGUUUAUUAGUUCAAAAUAGUAUAUACCUCGCGCACUUCGCAGUGAAUGUGCAAUACAGUACUAUGUAAUUUACCUAUUGUUUGUAUAGAUAUUUCUAAUAUUUAUGUAGCAGCAAUUUAGUGACACUCGCUAGAAUGUAUCUAAGAUAUAAUAAUGACAUUUCGAUUCCAGUCAGUCAGUAGUAUAUGUUUUCACAUGCCGCAAGUACACAUUGUACAAAAAAAGAUAAGAAAUGCAUUUUAGUGUGAAGGGAAAAAAAAUCAGUGAUAGUUAUCGAGCAGCGCCACCUAUAAAAACCCCAAUUUCAGAGGGUUUUUAUUUGAAUAUUGAUAACGAAAAAGCAAUGUUAUAACUUUGAAACUCCCAUUUCUAUUUUUAUUCAGUUUAUUUUCAUUAUUUUUUGUUGUUUUUGUUGCAAAUGUGGGAGUGAUAUUUUACUACACGACAAUUCAUGUAUAUUUAAUAUAGAAGUGCGUGUACUACUGAUAAAACGUCAUAUUUACGUCAUCUAAAUAAAAUCUGAAUAUGAUCAAAAUUAGUUUUAUUGUUAUCAACAUGAAAUUACAACUAAUGUCUGUAAAAUUAAAA